Molecule: messenger RNA, 1474 nt
Organism: Zingiber officinale
Lineage: Eukaryota; Viridiplantae; Streptophyta; Magnoliopsida; Zingiberales; Zingiberaceae
Product: putative methylesterase 14, chloroplastic
Exons: 6
Coding region: 227-1276 (349 amino acids)
Biological process (GO): salicylic acid metabolic process; jasmonic acid metabolic process
Molecular function (GO): methyl jasmonate esterase activity; methyl salicylate esterase activity; methyl indole-3-acetate esterase activity
Source: RefSeq, a predicted model, not a curated record
AAACCACAAGCUGCUUUUUCUCAUCGGACGAUUUCCGAAAUGGCGACGAAAAGAGCCCCGAAAUCUCCCAUCAAACCCUUCCAAACUCUUUAAUUUCUUCCCUUCUCGAAUCUCAGCGCUUUGAUUCGGAAUCUCUGUUUGGUAUCUUUACUGCGGAGCUUUCUGAAUCCUUGGUCUUGAUACUCCUCAGUUCUAGAGUCGUCCCUGUUGUUUCCCCUCUUAUUCCAUGGGGAACGCGUGCGGCUGCAUGCCUGAGGCGGAUCCGGGAGGCGGAACCAGAUCGCGGAGCAAGCGGGAUCCGGCUUCGAGGUCACACCGAGCGAUGGCGGCGUCGGAGGAGGAGCUGUUGCACCGUCGAGCGCUGGCGAUUGCCAUACAGCAGACUCAGCUGUCGCAACGCUUUGAAGGCUCCAUGUCAAGGAGGAUCGGCUCCACGAGCUCACGGAGGCGAGACCUCCCUGAUUCGCUGGCUAACCCAAAGCAGCAGCAAGUUUUUCUCGAGAAUCUUCAAACGAAGAAAAUUGUUCUAGUUCAUGGAGAAGGGUUUGGAGCAUGGUGUUGGUACAAAACUGUCUCACUAUUGGAGGAAGUAGGUCUGCAUCCUGUUGCUGUGGAUCUCCGAGGAUCAGGGAUCGAUACUACAGAUCCAAACAAAAUAUCAACCUUAGCAGAUUACUCAAAACCGCUAACCGAUUAUCUCGCGAGCCUCCCCGACGACGAAAAGGUCAUAUUGGUCGGCCAUAGCUGCGGAGGUGCUUCUGUAUCUUAUGCAUCAGAGUGUUUCCCAAAAAAGGUAUCCAAGGCGAUAUUCGUUGCUGCGACAAUGGUAUUGGAUGGACAGAAACCUUUCGAUAUACUCUCCGAGGAAUUAGCAUCUGCCGAUGUUUUCCUGAAAGAGUCUCAGUUUCUAAUUUAUGGAAAUGGGCGAGACGAACCUCCGACCGGACUAAUGUUCGACAAACAACAGCUCAAGGGACUAUAUUUCAAUCAGAGUCCUAACAAGGAUAUUAGUUUGGCUUCGCUUUCCAUGAGGCCCGUUCCAUUGCCACCGAUCAUGGAGAAGUUAUCUCUAACCCCCGAGAACUAUGGUUCGGUGCAACGGUAUUUCAUCCAAACACUUGACGACCGCAUGCUCUCGCCUAACAUCCAAGAGAAGCUAGUGCGAGAGAACCCCGCUCGUGGUGUCUACAAGAUCAAAGGGAGCGACCACUGUCCCUUUUUCUCGAAACCGCAAUCUCUCCACAAAAUUUUGAUUGAAAUCAUGCAACUCCCUUAACUAAAGUCAUUCUUCGAUCUAUCACGAAAGUUUAUAGAAAAGGAGGGCAAAGUAGAUUAAAAAUAGUAGAAAUUAUGGACUAUUAUUAUUGUCAUACUACUAAAUUUAAAAGAUUGUUUGUUUAUAGUCAAAGGUAAAGAAACAAACAAGUUUGAAAGUUGGGGAAUUUGUAAUUUUAUUUAUUUUUAAAUUCUCAAA